This is a messenger RNA of Eupeodes corollae, 1465 nucleotides long. RefSeq names its product putative nuclease HARBI1. The transcript has 2 exons. The record is from RefSeq and is a predicted model, not a curated record. NCBI's taxonomy places the organism in Eukaryota, Metazoa, Arthropoda, Insecta, Diptera, Syrphidae. Bases 720 to 1271 code for a protein of 183 amino acids.
UUAACAUUUCUUCUUGAAAAUUGUCCAUUUGUACCUUUUGAAAAAUCAAGAGCAAUAAUCUUACUUUCUUCAAAACGAUGUAAAGAUUUAUUCCACUGUUCGGUUAGAAACUAUCAAAUCACCGGUCGACCUAUUGCUACGAAAGCCAUACUGCAGGUCAUGAAGAAGCUUUCGUUCUUCAAGAUAUUUCUUAACCUGAUAAUUAAACAGCGUUUCCAUGACCUUGGAAAGAAGGGACGUGAGUGCUAUUGGACGAUAGUUAGAGGGUUAAGAGGAUUCACCUUUCUAAGGGAGACGCUGGUCAAAUAUUGGUUUCCAUCCAUUCGGAUGGCCCUGGUUCCUCAUAAAAUUCACUAACGCCCGAUUUCUUGACAAAGUUCUAGCCCUUAAAACUCGGUUUAUUGAAAUUUUAGAACUCAUUUGAGUUCUACGUCAUUUCUUCAUCAAGUUCUAACGCGUUAAAACUUCGAUUUAGAACUUUGUUAUAGUUAGAACUUCGAUAAAGUUAGACCCUCAAAUUCGGGGGUCUAGUGCCUUAAAACUCGGUUUAUUUAUAAUUUCGUUUUUUCAACGAGCGAAAUGAAAAUGAAUUGAAUUUCUAAUCAUUUUCGGAAAAUAUGUACAUAUAUUUAAAGAGAAUAAAUAGCGAAUAUCCUACGAAAAUGGAUCUUAUUUUUAAUGAUUUCCUUUUUAUGGACGAUACGUGCAACAAUUAACACAUGGGACGACACCGAUUUUUUUCCGCUCUUCCGUUUAACAAAACAUGCGUUUUUAGCAGUCCUUCAACUAGUGUCAGAAGACCUUCAACAUCCGCAACCACGGUAAAAUUUCCACGAACAAUUGGAGCAAUUGAUUGUACUCACGUGAAAAUACAAUCGCCGGGUGGAGAAUUGAGUGAGGCUUUUCGAAAUCGGAAAGGUUGGUUCUCGCUUAAUGUGCAAACCAUUUCAUCUGCCAAUUUAAAGGUUUUGAAUGUAGUCGCACGUUGGGCAGGGUCAGUUCACGAUCAAACGAUUUUUCAAAAUUCAUCUGUGCGACAAGAAUUUGAACAGGUUUGGUAUGGACAAUAUAUUCUUGUUGGUGAUUCUGGGUAUGCAAAUACCAGCUAUUUGGCAACCCCUUACACGGCAAACAACCCGGAUAUUGCCAAUAAUCAACGGAUGCAAGUUUACCAAUCCCUCAUCAUCCGAACACGUAAUGUAGUUGCAUCAAUACGGAGUACUAAAACGUCGUUUCCCCGUAUUGGGCUACGGCAUGCGCAUGAACAUUGAAACUUCAGAAAAUUAUUACAUCGUGUUGCAUUUAUCGAGAGGGGCGAAAUGAUUCCACCGGAAAAUCCUGACGAUGAGCAGCGUUUGUGAACGAGCAUAGUGGAAGGAGAUAUAAAGAAUGGGCCAAUGGGAGUUGAAGGUGGUCAGCAUCGAAGUCGUCGAUCAGCUCGCGAAGAUAUUUUGGCAACAUUGUG